Messenger RNA from Lactuca virosa, 909 nucleotides. The record is from the annotation of a GenBank genome assembly. Lineage: Eukaryota; Viridiplantae; Streptophyta; Magnoliopsida; Asterales; Asteraceae.
AGGGUACAUUAAAGGAAGGUGAAGUUGUAGCGGUAAAAAGACUCUCAAGAAUUUCUGAUCAAGGGAUUGAAGAACUUAAAAACGAGGUUCAGUUAAUCGCGAAACUCCAACAUCGGAACCUUGUUCGAGUAUUAGGUUGUUGCAUUGAAGCCGAAGAGAAGUUAUUGGUUUAUGAGUUCAUGGAAAAUAAAAGUCUCGAUAUGUUCCUUUUUGACAAAGAGAAAAACGUUACUCAGUUGGAAAAUCAGACUCGAGAUCAUAUGUGGGAUUGCUCGAGGGAUUCUUUAUCUUCAUCAAGAUUCAAGAUUUAAGGUCAUUCACCGGGAUCUAAAAGCUAGUAAUAUUUUGCUCGAUAGACAAAUGAACCCGAAGAUAUCUGAUUUUGGUAUGGCACGGAUUUUUUGGGGUGAUCAAAAUGUAGCGAAAACAAAGAAAGUGGUUGGAACAUACGGUUAUAUGUCACCUGAAUAUGCAAUGGAUGGGCAUUUUUCAACAAAAUCAGAUGUGUUCAGUUUUGGAGUUUUGGUUCUCGAGAUAGUAAGCGGUAAAAAGAACACCGGAUCAUGUUAUACAAGUAGUCAACACAACCUUCUGAGACAAACAUGGACGUUAUGGAACGAAGGCAACGCUUUAGAACUACUAGAUGAAUCUAUCAGGGCCAAUAUUUUUGAGAACGAAGUAUUAAGAUGCAUACAAAUUGGAUUGUUAUGUGUUCAAGAACAUCCGGAAGAUAGACCUAACAUGUCAAAUAUAUUGUUGCUACUGUCCAGUGAAAUCGCACAAAUAUCACUACCAAAAUAUCCUGGAUUCUUUAUUAGAAAAAGGAACACUGAAACAGAAUUUUCUAGAAUACAAGAUGAUUCAAGGAGCAUAAACGAAAUCACGGUAUCAAUAUUACAUGGUAGAUAG